Messenger RNA from Mus musculus (house mouse), 3162 nucleotides. It is a transcript of the gene Uba7, whose product is annotated as ubiquitin-like modifier activating enzyme 7. Gene Ontology annotation, cellular component: cytoplasm; nucleus. Gene Ontology annotation, biological process: ISG15-protein conjugation; innate immune response; protein ubiquitination. The transcript is spliced from 24 exons. Gene Ontology annotation, molecular function: ISG15 activating enzyme activity; ubiquitin-like modifier activating enzyme activity. Lineage: Eukaryota; Metazoa; Chordata; Mammalia; Rodentia; Muridae. The record is from RefSeq and is marked provisional. Bases 119 to 3052 code for a protein of 977 amino acids.
GAGGAAGCAGAAAGAGAGCUGUAACCAGCAGCAACCAGCGCUUUGGGGCCUGUUUGCCUUGUUUUCCUUGCCCCCUCCUGUGAGCCCUACAGCCUCCUCUCCAGCCCCACGACUGAGGAUGGAUGAAGAGUUAUACUCCAGGCAGCUGUAUGUACUGGGCCUGCCUGCUAUGCAGAGGAUCCAGGAAGCCAAAGUCUUGCUAUGUGGCCUGCAGGGUCUGGGAGCUGAGGUGGCCAAGAACCUAGUCCUUACAGGUGUGGGCAGCCUCACCCUGCAUGAUCCCCAUCCCACCUGCUGGGCUGACUUGGCUGCUCAGUGUUUCCUUUCAGAAGAGAGCUUGGGAAGGAACAGGGCUGAGGCCUCUCAGGCGCAAUUGGCUCAGCUCAAUGAAGCUGUCCAGAUCUCCGUCCACAGUGGCGACAUCACUGAGGACCUACUGCAGGGUUUUCAGGUAGUGGUGCUGACUGACUCCAAGCUGGAAGACCAGCUGAAGGUGGGACCUUUGUGUCACAAGCAUGGAGUCCGCUUCCUGAUGGCUGAAACCCGGGGCCUUGUGGGGCGGUUAUUCUGUGACUUUGGUGAGGACUUCACAGUUUUGGACCCUACUGAGGUAGAACCCAUGACAGCUGCCAUCCAGGACAUCUCUCAGGGUUUCCCCGGCAUUGUCACCCUGAGAGGAGACACCAAAAGACAUUCCUUCCACGAUGGGGACUUGGUGAUUUUCUCAGACAUUGAAGGCAUGGUUGAACUCAACAGUUGUUCUCCACAGUCUGUCCGUGUGCAGAAAGACGGGUCCUUGGAGAUUGGAGAUACGACAACUUUCUCCCGUUACUUGAGAGGUGGGGUUGUCACCGAAGUCAAGAGACCCAAGACCGUGAGGCAUAAGCCCCUGGACAUAGCUCUGCUUCAGCCCCAUGUGGUGGCUCAGAAUACUCAGGAAGUACAGCGUGCUCACUGCCUACAUCAGGCCUUCCAUGUACUGCACAAGUUCCAGCAACUUCAUGGCCGGCUACCCAAGCCAUGGGAUCCUGAUGAUGCAGAGACUGUGGUGGAGCUGGCCCAGGACCUGGAGCCACUAAAAGGGACAGAAGAAGAGUCACUGGAUGAGGCUCUCCUCCGCACAAUUGCCCUGAGUAGUGCUGGUACCUUAAGCCCCAUGGCAGCCAUUAUGGGAGGAGUGGCUGCUCAGGAGGUCCUAAAGGCCAUCUCCAGGAAGUUCAUGCCCCUGGAUCAGUGGCUGUACUUUGACGCCCUUGAAUGUCUUCCAGAAGAUGAGACGCUCCUUCCCAGCCCUGAGGAUUGUCAGCCAAGAAACUGCCGAUACGAUGGGCAAAUUGCUGUGUUUGGAACUGAUCUUCAAGAGAAACUGAGUGACCAACACUACCUCUUGGUGGGUGCUGGUGCCAUUGGCUGUGAGAUGCUCAAAGUCUUUGCCCUAGUGGGCCUCGGAGUUAGGGCGAAUGGAGGUGUGACUGUUGCUGACAUGGAUUACAUAGAACGCUCCAACCUCAGCAGGCAGUUCCUCUUCAGGCCCAAGGAUGUUAGAAGGCCCAAGGCAGAGGUGGCCGCCGCAGCAGCCCAUCGUCUCAACCCAGACCUACGAGCGACUCCAUAUACCUGCCCACUGGAUCCCACCACAGAGGAUAUCUACGAUGACAGCUUUUUCUCCAGGGUGAACGGUGUUGUUGCUGCUUUGGACAGCUUCCAGGCCCGGCACUAUGUCGCUGCUCGAUGCACCCACUAUCUGAAGCCACUGCUGGAGGCCGGCACCCAGGGCACCUGGGGGAGUGCUUCAGUGUUUGUGCCCUAUGUGACAGAAGCCUACAGAGGUCCUGCCUCGGAUGCAGCUUCUGAGGAUGCUCCCUACCCUGUGUGUACCCUGAGGCACAUCCCCAGCUCGAUGGAGCACAGCGUGCAGUGGGCCCAGGAUCAAUUUGAGGGACUCUUCAGACUAUCUACAGAGACCAUCAACUGCUACCAACAGACAUGCACUUCCCUGUCGGCCACGGAUAGGACAGAGACACUGGCCUUACUGCAGCAAGUGAUGGGUGUCCUGAGAACUCGCCCACAGACCUGGCAAGACUGUGUGGUGUGGGCUCUUGGCCACUGGCAACUGUGCUUCCAUGAUAAAGUGCUUGAGGGUGGAACUCAGUUCUCAUCAGGAUCCAACAAGUGUCCACAUCCCUUGCAGUUUGACCCCAACCACGACAUGCAUUUCCUCUACGUACUGGCAGCUGCCAACCUGUAUGCACGGAUGCAUGGGCUGCCUGGCUCACAAAGUCAGCCUGCACUCAGGGAACUGCUGACGCGGCUGCUAGAGUCUGAUUCCAGGCCCCAGAACCUCUUCUCUGCUGAGCAUGGCCAGGAACAGUUGAAGGAACUGCAGGAAACCCUGGACGACUGGAGGAAGGGGCCCCCGCUGAAGCCUGUGCUGUUUGUGAAGGAUGAUGACAGCAACUUCCAUGUGGACUUUGUGGUAGCAGCGACAGACCUGCGAUGUCAGAACUACGGGAUCCUACCAGUUAAUCAUGCUCGGAUCAAGCAAAUCGUGGGCCGGAUUAUCCCAGCCAUUGCCACCAGUACAGCAGUUGUGGCAGGCUUACUGGGCCUGGAGCUGUAUAAGGUGGUAAGCGGGCUCCGAUCCCAUGGUACCUUUCGUCACAGCUAUCUGCACCUGGCUGAAAACCACUUCAUCCGCUCAGCGCCUUCUGCCCCAGCCGUCCAGUCGUUCCGUGACCUGAAAUGGACCUGUUGGGACCGCCUGAAGGUGCCCGCUGUGCAGCCUGAAAGGACACUGAAGUCACUGCUGGCCCAUCUCCAGGAAGAACAUGGACUGAAGGUGGAGAUGCUUCUCCACCACCAGGCUCUGCUCUAUUCUUCAGGAUGGUCAUCUGAAAAGCAGGCUCAACACCUGUGCCUCAGGGUGACAGAACUGGUUCAGCACGUGACCGGCUGGAAGCCCAAGCCUGGGCUGAAGGUUCUGGUGUUUGAGCUGAGCUGUGAGGGCGAGGAGGAAGAAAUGGCCUUCCCACCUCUGCAUUAUGAGCUGUGACGAGGUAGCCACACCACGCCACCACUUGGCCAUAACAAACUCUGCAUAAAAUUCCUACAUCUUCAGCUCACAGCAGAUACUUCAACAAUAAAAACUUGUUGACGGAAGGC